Molecule: messenger RNA, 947 nt
Organism: Hordeum vulgare subsp. vulgare (domesticated barley)
Lineage: Eukaryota; Viridiplantae; Streptophyta; Magnoliopsida; Poales; Poaceae
Product: DNA-directed RNA polymerase V subunit 7-like
Exons: 2
Coding region: 16-720 (234 amino acids)
Biological process (GO): DNA-templated transcription initiation
Molecular function (GO): single-stranded RNA binding; single-stranded DNA binding
Source: RefSeq, a predicted model, not a curated record
GUUUGAUUAUUAGGCAUGGCAUCUUGCUGUAAAUACCUGCUACUCUUACUUUCUCCUCUCGUCUCUCCCCAUUUCUCUCUCUGUGGACACAGCGGCGACCCGCAAACAGCGCCCAACCACCCGCGACGCGACCUAGCCGGCGAGCGGCGGCACCACAGGUCCGUCGAGGGGCGUUCUUCAGGUAGUCAAAACAUGGUUUUCCUUCAGGAGGAGAUGUCUUGGAACGUGCUGAUCUCACCGGACCAGCUGAGCCCCAAGGGCCUGCUGCUCCGCAAGUCGAUCAUCGUGCGUCUUCUGGAGGACAUCACCAACAGGAAGGCCUCCAAUGAGCAUGGCUACUACAUUGCUGUCAACGAGCUGAAGACGAUCUCUGAAGGGAAGGUUCGUGAACUGACCGGAGACGUUCUUUUCCCGGUCACAUUCACCUGCAUCACUCAGAGGCCUAUGAAGGGGGAGAUCUUGGUCGGCUCCGUGGAGAAGAUCCUCAAGCACGGGGUCUUCCUCAAAUCCGGGCCAAUCGAGAGCAUCUUCCUGUCGGAGAAGUCGAUGAGCGACUACAAGUACAUGGGCGGCGAGAACCCCAUGUUCAUGAAGGACCACUCAAAGCUGGAGAGGGACACCGCUGUGCGCUUCAAGGUCAUGGGGUUCCGCUGGAUGGAGGCAGAACGCCAGUUCCAGCUCCUUGCGUCGCUGGCUGGUGAUUUCCUCGGGCCGCUGUGAGCUGCUUCGAACAGGCUGCUGUACAUUUUGUUAUCCUGUGUGGUGGUGGAUGAACUUUGAUGUUGUGAGGACUGAUGACAUGGUUGCUGUAGCUUUUCGCAGUUGAUGCAGGCUUAGGGUGUGGUGCCAAUGACAUUUGGUUCUAUGUCUUAACUCAGUGUAGAUGUGGACUUUGACGAGCCUGCGUUUGCUCAUAUCACUCUCAACUUGGAUGCAUGUGUUUGUGA